Cladocopium goreaui is the source of this 684-nucleotide messenger RNA. The record is from the annotation of a GenBank genome assembly. Lineage: Eukaryota; Dinophyceae; Suessiales; Symbiodiniaceae.
AUGGCAGCCAAGGCUACAGCCAUGAAUCUUCAGCUGAAGGCCUUUGUGAUCCUCAGCUUGGUGGCUUCAUCUGGGCUGAGCCUCUCAAGUGGUACCUCAGUGGACCUACAGGCUGGGCUCUCAGUCUUGGCUCUUUGCUUCAUCUUCCUCCUGGGCCUCAAGACUGAGCUCAGCACCUUGGUGCAGGUUCUGCAGAACCUCAGAGAUGACCUUUGGUAUGCUUCUGAUCAUUCUCAGCAGAGGCUUGACUUCAUCUCAGAGAAGUUCACAGAGUGGGACUUGCUGCUGAGCACUGCUAUCUUAGCCACCAGGGAGGGUGUCAUGUACAAUCGAUUCCUCAGGGCACUCUACAGCAGGACUGCCUCAGAUGAAGAGCUCAGGCAGGAGACCCUGGUGGUGGAGAACACUCAGCGACCUGAGCUCUCAGUACUUUGGGCCCGCCACCAACCUGAGAAUGACAUCAAUGAGUUGCUGGCCUCAGCACAUGCUUUCAGCUGUGCUAAGCAACAUUGGCUCAGUGCACAUAGCAGGGAAGUAGGACUCAGAACCAAGGCUGAGAGGCUCAAUGUGCUUAGCAGCAUAGACCUCUCAGAUGUGGCUGAGCCUGACCUACUUUCUCAGUGGAACAUUGAAGCUGAGGUGGAAUGGCACCUCAGUGAUCUACAGGCUCAGAAUGAAUUCUGA